Messenger RNA from Acyrthosiphon pisum (pea aphid), 1095 nucleotides. RefSeq lists its product as uncharacterized. The transcript has 4 exons. Bases 154 to 1008 code for a protein of 284 amino acids. The record is from RefSeq and is a predicted model, not a curated record. Lineage: Eukaryota; Metazoa; Arthropoda; Insecta; Hemiptera; Aphididae.
UAUUAUUUGAACGUCAAUAAACAAAAACCAAAAGGGGUAUUGUAUCAGAAGUACCACAAUACAAUAGGAAAAUUACGAAAGCACGACCUUUGGCCCAAGAAAAAUUUGAAUUCAAAAGUUGUGUCCACUAACACUUCUAAUAAUUUACAACAUAUGUCAUUGCCUUUUGAAGUUGAAGACCAGAAUUUAGUACAUAUUAAAAGAUGGCUCCAGUACAAUGUUGAACCUUUGGAAGAAGUUUUGAUGAAAUGGCAAGAAACAGCCCUUAUCCGUAGACAAUUCCUCAUACAUCCUGAUACACAAAUAAACAAUAUACUAGAAGACUGGCCUCUGUAUAAACAGUCAUUUGGACAUACCUUGAUAAAUAUUGAUUUUGAGUCUAUAUAUCCUGGAGCUGGUGAUUUAUUUUACAAAAAAUGGUCACAGUUGGCUCCAAAAAUCAUAACCUUAAUGACAACUAAGGUUAAGGAUGGAAAUAGUAAGGAGUUGUUAAAGCAGAUAACUGAAAACCCUGAUACAGAAUUAGAUUCUAGAAAUGUUGUAAUAUUUGCACUUUUGAGUUCUAUGAUAAUUCCAACAUCUAAGUCCGUUGAAAUCGAUAAAGUGACCAAAAUUAAACGCAUCACUAAGACAUCUAUAGCGGAUGCAAGGAAAUCAUUUAUGCGCCUUGUUUCUACAACUAAUGACCUGUAUGUACAAAUUCAAAGUGAAAUUGAAAAUUGCUAUUCUAUGAAAACAACUUUACAACCAUUGAUAUGUAUAAUUGGAGAUGAUUAUCUAACUGCAAAACAAUUCUUUGUUUACUAUUUUAAUACUUACUAUAAAUUGCCCAAUAUUGUAAAAGCGGUAGAUGUUUGUUUAAAAAUAUUUCAUGUCUUUAACUUAAAAUAUCCUAUGGAAUCUGAGCUUGUUUGGACAUUUAUCCAAAAAUGUUUAUAUGGUAUUGACACUGAAAAUGAUGUAAAAAGUUCCUCAGUACUAUCUGCUAUAUCUGACUUGAAAGAUUAGUUUCAAUAUUAUAUUUUUUACUAUCAAUUUUAUUUAUAAUAAUUAAGUUUUAAGCAUGGAAUUUAAUUGUUUUAUUUGUAACUUAAA